AGAGCCAGUGCGCGCGCGCAGUUUCACUCCCUACUGUAUCGAUGAAGUUGAAGACAAAAGAUGGCGGAUUUCCUGCCGUCCCGGUCCUUUCUAUCCGUGUGUUUUCCGAACUGUCUUCUCAACAGCAACGAGGCGGAACAACUAAGGAAAUCUAAAGAAAUAGACCGAGGUCUUAUGAAGGACAAAACCUAUGUGAAACGGUUAGUCAAGAUACUUCUGCUCGGCGCCGGCGAGAGCGGCAAGUCCACUUUCCUCAAGCAGAUGCGCAUCAUACAUGGCCAGGACUUCGACCAGCGGGCCAAAGAAGAGUUCAGAGGCACUAUUUACAGUAAUGUUAUGAAAGGUGUUCGAGUGCUUGUGGAUGCCCGAGAAAAGCUGCAUAUCCCAUGGGGAGACCCUUCAAACCAAUCACAUGGAAACGUCAUGAUGGCUUUUGACACACGCUCAGCCAUGGUGUCGCAAGGGAUGAUGGAGACCAAGGUGUUCCUGCAGUACCUGCCAUCAAUCCGUGCCCUCUGGGCUGACACGGGCAUACAGAACGCAUAUGACCGGCGCAGGGAGUUUCAGCUGGGUGAAUCGGUGAAAUAUUUCUUGGAUAAUUUGGACAAACUCGGAGCACCGGACUAUCUACCAACACAGCAAGACAUCCUGCUGGCACGUAAGCCCACCAAGGGCAUUCACGAGUACGACUUUGAGAUCAAGAACGUGCCCUUCAAGAUGGUGGACGUGGGCGGCCAGCGGUCGGAGCGCCGCAGGUGGUUCGAGUGCUUCGACAGCGUCACCUCCAUCCUCUUCCUCGUCUCGUCCAGCGAGUUCGACCAGGUGCUGAUGGAGGACCGGCUGACCAACCGCCUCAUGGAGUCGCUCAACAUCUUCGAGACCAUCGUCAACAACCGCGUCUUCAACAACGUUUCCAUCAUCCUCUUCCUCAACAAGACAGACUUGCUGGCGGAGAAGGUCAAAACGGUGGCCAUCAAGGACUACUUCCCCGAGUACACAGGGGAGCCGCACAACCUGGAGGAUGUGCAGAAGUUCCUGGUGGAUUGUUUCCGGAACAAGCGCCGAGACCAGCAGCAGAAGCCCCUCUACCACCACUUCACCACCGCAAUUAACACGGAGAACAUUCGCCUGGUCUUUCGCGACGUCAAGGACACCAUCUUGCACGACAACCUCAAACAGCUCAUGCUGCAGUGAUGCUGGUCCAGCCGUAACCCUCAGAUCUCUCCGAAAUAACCCUCUUCUGCUCAGAAGAAACUGACUCCAAUGUUUGUACUCCACACCGUAACCUUUCUGAAUAGCUCUGACGUGCUUUUAUGCGAAGAAGGCGGCCUAGCCUAGCGGUCUGUCAGGAGCACGGGGCGGCGGGUAGAGAAGAGAGUGGGUCUGGCCACUCACACUCGUCCUGCCAAGAGAAGCUGUACGUGUCACUGAGCAUCACCCUCUCACCGAAGGUGCCAAAAGCAAUGCACUCCUCCCUCGAAAAGGGGAGAAAAGCAGGAUGAGAUCCUAGCACUGUUCUUUGAUCUGUUACCUUUGAGCCUUUUAUUACUGACCAAAUAGCAAGAUGAGAUGCAAAUGCUGUUUUAACCUUUUAACAGGAACUGUUCUGAGCCUCUCCGUCGAGACCUGCCUGGCCUUAAUUUCCCCCCUUAUUUUGAUUGGUGUUUUUAAUGUGUAGUUGUCUAAUCAAUUGUACAAUUUUAGAAUCCAGUUGUUUUUUAUAUAUAUAUAUAUAUAUAUAUAUAUAUAUAUAUAUAUAUAUAUAUAUAUAAAUAGAUCUAUGAAUAUAUUUACCGAUAAACUUUUUAAGUUAUGUUUCAAAAGUUUACACACUUUUUUUUUUUCUUUUUUUUUCUUUCUCUGCUGAUGGAUAACGCUCUCAAUUCAUGCCACUUGAUAAACUGAACUUAUACUGUGGUUAGCCACGCUAGGCGAGCUGAUAGAUGCAGUGAUCAUGCAGCAUAAACUCAGGGCUGAAUGUAGACCACUUAAGCGUAGUUGUUCGCCUUCAGGAACAUCCACUAAUUGUAGCUCUCCAUCAGGAGCAGGAAAUCACAUUUCCUUGCUGGCCUGCAGACGACAUCCUCCGCUCUGCCCUAGCUAAAGUCUGGAAGAGCUUCUUCAUCCAUCAGGGAACCAAAAACGGUCUCUUGUUAAUUUAUUUGCUUUCUGUUGAGUUUUUGUUUCUCGGUCCACAACCAAAUCUAAACUGGCUUCUCGGUCAGACCCCGCUAACAAACGCGUCUGUAGUCACAAGUGCCACGUGUUUAAGGUACCAAUAAUUAGAACAAACUUCUUCAAAAGGGAUAGAUCUUAUUAUGUGAACCUCGUUCCAUCAACAGUUGUGUAUAGCUAGUUUGUAUAGUGCCAUGUCCGUCCUGAAUACUGUUGUAGUAAGUAUUUUAUGUAAAUAGUCUAUCCCUCACUCUUUUCUAACAGAUAUGUAACCUACAGUUUUUUUUGCCACUGUGCACCCAUAAAUCCAGAGAUACUGACUCCCUGCCUGUGUUUGGCCCCAUUCAGGGCUGCUCUCGUAACUCUUUUGACUCUGCUGCGUCUCGGCUGAAUGGUGCCUGUGUAUGCAUUCAGAUAGCUGCAGCUAGGCUUGGCGGUAGAGGACUCUUUGUCUGGGGUCGAAUUCUGCCUUACGCCCCUGGCUGAAGUCCCAGGAGGCUUGUGAAAAGCAAGUAUUGCGUCUUCACUAUCCACUGACAGUGUCCUGUGUCUUCUAGUGCCAUUCACUGCCCCCCAGUCCCAGGCAACCGGGCAUUGCUGAGCUUCUCAUAUUAGUAUACAAUAUUAAUGAAUAGUAUCCAUUUUAAUAUUUCACUGUACGAACUCGAACCGUUCCAAGCACAAGAUUAUUUGAGUGAUUUUCGGCAUCUUUUGAGGGUGCUGAAAAACGGAGUAUCAACCUCUAGUAUUUGCUGCCUAGUUCUAGCAUGCCGAGUCUUAAAACGUUGUAUUAUCUGCCUUUGAGCUUAGAGACCUUAAUAAAGCAAGUGUUACGUACUUGCCAAAACCCAAAGGAAUCCCUGAGGACCUUUACAAGUCCACGCCAUCCUUCAUCUGGGAGCCCUGAGGGCAAACCCAAGUGCUUGUGCAAAAGAUGUCGCUGUGUGGUGUAGCCGUGACACAUCUGUCGGUGUGACCGGAGCAGCUGCCGUCACACACAACAUGCACACUGCCUCAGUGCCUCCAUUGGAGAGCACAGGUUUGUCGUCUUUAGAGUGCUCCUAACGGUUGACGUGUUUAAAGGAAGGGCAAUGCUGCAGAUAGAUACACUACUUGAGCUGUGUUCCUCCUCUGUACACUGCUGAGACGCGUGUGAGAAAGAAACAUCAUUUUGAGGCAGUUCUAUGUUGUCCUUCAUUAGCCAUUCAUGUUUUUUUAUUUUCACUAUCCUUGCAAGAAUGAUUGGGGAUGGUGUUCAAACAAACAAGUCUUUCUCACUGUAUUUUUAUCCAAAACUUGAUUCUGAUCAGAGAUGGCUGAUUUGUGUUUUUGGUUUUGCCCUGAUAAUCAAAUUUGAUUGAUGAUAAUUAUGUAAGAAUUAUGCCUGCCACUUAUAAAUAAUUCCUAGUGCCUCCAGAUUGAUGCCUCAGACAUUUCUGGUCCUUUUUUUGUUUUUUGGUUUAAUGUGGAUGCUUUUGAGUCCUCAUAUCAGUAUAAUUCAUACUUAAGACUUCAAGACUCCUGUGUUCAGGAAAGAAUAUAGACCUGCUUUCAUUGUACAGUCUAACACAUGCUUCUUCAUUCUUCAUCAUUGACCCAAUAAAAUCAUUUUACAAAAA
Carassius gibelio (silver crucian carp) is the source of this 3794-nucleotide messenger RNA. RefSeq names its product guanine nucleotide-binding protein subunit alpha-13. The record is from RefSeq and is a predicted model, not a curated record. Bases 61 to 1194 code for a protein of 377 amino acids. Gene Ontology annotation, cellular component: brush border membrane; heterotrimeric G-protein complex. Lineage: Eukaryota; Metazoa; Chordata; Actinopteri; Cypriniformes; Cyprinidae. Gene Ontology annotation, molecular function: G-protein beta/gamma-subunit complex binding; guanyl nucleotide binding; GTPase activity. Gene Ontology annotation, biological process: Rho protein signal transduction; adenylate cyclase-activating G protein-coupled receptor signaling pathway. The transcript is spliced from 4 exons.